Molecule: messenger RNA, 5640 nt
Organism: Miniopterus natalensis
Lineage: Eukaryota; Metazoa; Chordata; Mammalia; Chiroptera; Miniopteridae
Gene: PHRF1
Product: PHD and ring finger domains 1
Source: RefSeq, a predicted model, not a curated record
CCCAGGAGGGGGUGGACAUGGCAGCCAAGAGGCAGAGCCCAGCCUCUGCUCCGCGUGGCCUUGUGCUGCUCGGGGGAUGUUUCUGGGGUGAGCUAAUGCUCACGCCUCCCAAUGGGGCUCAGGACCGGAGGCCAGGCUGACCACCUUGGCUGAGAGGGUCUGUUAGAGGAGUGCCCCACCUGUCACCCAGGCCUUUCUGGUGACCACCCCUGUCGAGAGCCCUGCUUUGCCUCAGCUCCUGAUAAGCCAUUUCAUCCAAACAAAAACUGCCCGCUGAGGCUAAAUUAGGUUUGUUAGAAGUUGUGAUCUGACUGAAUGUGGCUCUGUAGAUAAGAACUUCCAUUACUUCGUAGUCGGCAUCGUGGGUGUCUAUCCUCUCUCUCAGCUCUGCCUCCCUGUCCUGCAGAUAGAUACGUCACCGUAGAUGUGGGUGGAGAGGGGCAGUCACUCUUCCCGAGGGGAGCUGUACAGCCUGGCACAGUUGAGGAUGACCUGAUUCUGGUUCCUUUCAGACUGAACUCCAAUGUCCAGCAAUGGAUGACGACAGCCUAGAUGAGCUUGUGGACCAAAGCCCGGGGCAGUGUGCACACCCGCGACUCAAUGCCGCCCCUCUGGCCAGUGAUGCUGAAAGCAGUGACGGAGACAGUGGGGGCUCUGAGGACACGGGCAGUGAGCUCAGCGACAGCACCGAUGGAGAAGACGAGGAGGAGGACCUGGAAGACGGAUCUGAUUCCGGAGACGACGAGGACCUGGAAGUGGUGGCGGUAGCUACACAGAGGAAGCUGGAGGCCAAUGGCGCGUCUAAUUCUGAUGAUGAUGCUGAAAGCUGCCCGAUUUGUCUCAACACUUUCAGGGAUCAGGCUGUGGGGACACCGGAGAACUGUGUCCAUUACUUCUGCCUGGACUGUAUCUUGGAAUGGUCCAAGAAUGCCAAUUCCUGUCCCGUCGAUCGGACCAUAUUUAAAUGUAUUUGCAUUCGAGCCCAUUUUGGUGGGAAAGUCCUGAAGAAGAUCCCUGUGGAGAACUCCAGGGCCGGGGAGCAGGAGGAGGAGGACCCCACCUUCUGCGAGGUGUGUGGCCGCAGCGACAGGGAGGACCGCCUACUCCUCUGCGAUGGCUGUGAUGCUGGGUACCACAUGGAAUGUUUGGACCCCGCUCUCCAGGAGGUGCCGGUGGACGAGUGGUUCUGUCCAGAGUGUGCCGACCCUGGAGCUGCUGCCCCUCCUGCAGACUCGGAUCCCGUGACUGAGGAGGAAGUCUCCCUGCUCUUGGUUGAUGUGGUGCCCACUGCCAGCCGGCUGCGGCCUCGCGCAGGGCGGACCCGGGCCAUUGCCAGGACCCGGCAGAGCGAGCGAGUCCGAGCCACUGUGAACCGGAACCGCAUGUCCACGGCCCGGAGCAUCCAGCAUGUCCCAAGGUACCUGGUGUCUUCUGUGCUUGAUGAGACCAUCGAAGCUGUUGCCUCUGGUCAGAGCACUGCCGUGUAUCAGCGCCCCACGACGCCACGGGCCCCUGCUAAACGGAGGAGGAAAGCAAGAAGACGGAAGAAAGUGCUGGGAAGGAAGAAAACCCAACCCCGACCGGCUGUGAGGAGCAGGAGCUCCAGGACGAGGUCCAAGAGGCGCCAGAAGAAGAGAAAAGGGAAGACAAAGAGUGAAGUCACAGCUCGCCGGCGCAUUGCAAGGACGCUGGGCCUCCGGAGGCCAACCCGUGGAGCCUGUAUCCCUUCUGUGUAUAGGCCUGUGGACCCCUCCCUGGGGCUGAUGCGCGCGGACAUCGGGGCUGCCUCUCUCUCUUUGUUUGGAGACCCCUAUGAGCUGGAUCCUUUUGACAGCGAAGAGCCAUCUGCCAGCCCUGCUUCCCCUCUGAGUGCUAAGAGGAGGGUUCUGUCCCGCUCGGCCCUGCAGUCUCACCAGCCCGUGGCCCGUCCCAUCUCCAUGGGGCUAUCCAGGAGGAGCAUUCCUGCCAUGGUGCCCGAGCCGGACGUGGACGAGGCCCCUGUCCCUGACCUUCUGGGCAGCAUCCUGUCAGGCCAGAGCCUCCUGAUGAUGGACAGCGCCGACAUCACCAUCCACCGGGACGGCUCGCUCAGCGCCAAGCGGGAAGUGCCUGUUUCUUUUCAGCGGAACUCAGUUGGUCUGUCCCGAGGAAGAGAAGGCUCCGGGGCUGGGGCCAGCCUGCAGCCCACAGCACCAUGCACAGGGCGCCUGGGAAGCCUGGGGUCAUGCUGUCAAAGCAGGUCUACCCCCUCCUGUAUCCCUGCACUCAAGUCGGGGGCUGUGGUGAAACUGAACUCCUCCUCAGGGACCCCUCGGUCAGGCCAGGCCCAGAACAUGUCACAUGGGAGCAGUCCUGGCUUAAAACACCGGGAGGACCUCCAAGUCAGUGGCAACAGUAAGCGUGCUGUGCCUCUUGGAUCCUCACCAAAGAGCUUAAACGGCAGCUCUGACUUGCCGGCUGCGAGUGCAGUGCCCGGACAGACCCCAAGGCCAGCUCUCAGGAGAGCAGACAUCUCUGAGCUCCCCAGGAUACCGAAGAUCAGAAGGGAUGGCAGUGGGCAGGGGGAUGCGUCCCCAGCCCCUUCAGGCAGUCAGCGUGUCGAGAUCCCCAGCUCCUGCAUCAGCCGGCUGACGGGCAGGGAGGGCCCUGGGCAGCCUGGCCUCGGUGCCCGGGCAGAGGGCGAGCCCCGUGGCAGGGGCCCACAGGAGCCCAGCGUGCACUCAGGAGGCAGUGCUCAGUCCCCAGCCCAGAUGGGACCCUCAAGGGGCAAGGGCAGCAGCUCCACCUUUGAGAGCUUCCGAAUCAAUAUUCCUGGGAACACGGCGCAGUCCAGCCGAUUCUCCAGCCCUGGCUUCUGCCACACCUUCCGGCCCGUCGACAGUAAGGUGCAGAGGAAGGAGAGCCCCUCACCUGUCUUCUCCCUCAGGAAGACGAAGCAGCUCAGGAGUGAAAUCUAUGACCCAUUUGACCCCACGGGCUCAGACUCCAGUUCUGCAGGCAGCAGCCCCGAGCACCUGGGCUCCAGCCUCCUGCCCUCAGAGAUCACUCGCACCAUCUCUGUCGGCAGUCCCAAGGCCCCGCCAUUGCAGACUGUGCGCUGCGUCACCUCCUACACGGUGGAAACGGUCUUUGGGACGGAGCCCUCGCCCUCCUCCAGGGGGCCUUCCUCCAGCGUGCUCAAGCUCCGGACUGAGGGGCUUGCCAACAGGCUGAGCGAGGAGGAGCCUGCUGGGGGCCAAGACUCGGCCCUCCGGGCUCGGAGGCCGUCCCUGCUGGAGCCCUGGGAGGAUGAGGACCAGCCCCCCCCCCGCACCUUCUUUGGCUCUGAGGAGCGGACAGUGACCUGUGUGACAGCGGAGCCAGACGCCCCGCCGACAACCACCCACAGGAUUGUGGAGCUGCGGUCUCCAUCCCGCUCCCGCUCCUCAUCUAGCUCCCGCGGCAGAGAGAGAGACAAGAAACCACAGGCCACCCCCCGGGAGCACAGGAGGACCCGCUCCCGCUCCGCCUCCCACUCCGGGGACAGGAGCUCCCGGUCAGUGUCACCACUGGUGGGUGAAGAUCAUGCCAGGAAGCCCCAGGCCAAGGCCAGGGCUCGGAGGUCUUCCAGCGACCGCUCCAGCAGCCACGAGCGGGCCAAGCGGAAGAAGGCCAAGGACAGGAACAAGGAGAGGAAGAGGGACUCAUGGGGCCGAGGCCGGCGGAGGUCCCGGUCCCGCUCAGGAACCCCUGGCAGCUCCUCACAUGAGUAUCGUGAGAGCAGGAGGAGGAAGAAGAGGCGUUCGGGGUCCAGGUCUCAGGGGAGGGGGUGCUCUCCCCCCAGCAGCCUGGAGAGGGCCCGAAGGCCCCACCGUCCCAGGGAGAGGAGCCGUGAGCGGCCCAGAGAUAGGCGGGGCUCCCGUGAGAGGAGGAAGCGCAGGUCCAGGUCUCCCAGCACAGAGCACAGGUCCCGUGAGCAUCGGCGGCCUCGUUCCCGCGAGAAGCGGCCUCGGCUCCACUCCCGUUCCCGUUCCCGCUCCCGCUCCCGCUCCCGCUCCCACUCCCGUUCCCGCUCCCCAGAGAGGAAGGUGUCUGUGAGGGAGGCUUCCCCAGCACCCCCUCAGCAGGAGGAGCCGCAGCCGGGGAGGGAGCAUCCAGCCAGGAUGCCAACCUUGGCAGGAGCUGAGGCUGGGCCAGAAGGGGCUGAGGCUGACAGGGCCCCCCCAAAGGCUCCUCCUGCCUCAGAAGUGCCAGCUGAGUGCCCCCCCGAGGACCUGGAUUACGGCGACUCUGUUGAGGCGGGGCAUGUCUUUGACGACUUUUCAAGUGAAGGCAUCUUCAUGCAGCUCGACGACAUGAGCUCCCCACCCUCCCCAGAGAGCACGGACUCCUCCUCCCCUGAGCGUGAGCGGGGCUUCCUGCCCAACCCCCCUGUGCCCCCCGCUGCCAGCCAGCACCAGGACACCAGCCUGGCUGUGGCUGUUAUCAGAAGGGAGGUGUCGCUGAUCCACAGUGAGGACACCGAGCAGUCCCCGCCCUGGGCGGAGGGUCCCCGAGAGAAGGUCUUGUUCCAGCAGGACCAGGCCAAGGCCUUGGUGCCUCAUGCUGUGGGGGGCCUGGCCGUGGGCGGGGCGCUGGUGGGGAAGGAGGAAGACCCCUGUCAGACUGCGGUACUUCGGGCUAAAGCCCCAGUGAAGAGAGUCACCUGGAACCUGCAGGAGGUGGCAGGCGGCGCUCUGGCUGAGAACAGAGGCCUGCGGACACCGCUCCACAGGCCCCAGCAGCCCCAAGAAGAAGCCUGGGAACCCGAAGAUGGGGACUCUGUGGUGGACUCCCAGCAGGCACCCUGCCCCGAGCCCCUUCCUCCUGGUCACAUGCUCCCCGAGUCUGUCUUCCCCACUUCAGACCCUGCUCAGGUGUAUAGCCCCAGCCUGCCUCCCUCCCUGGCUCUGCCCUCGAGUGUCCCACCCUAUGCACCGGUCAGCCAGCCCACGGUCCAGUUCAUCCUGCAAGGGAGCCUUCCCCUGGCCAGCUGCGGGGUGGCACCCAGCCUGGGCCCAGUGCCCACCGUCCUGACCACAGCCUCCGAGCCGUCUGGCCACGCUGCUGCCACCAACAACUCAGAGGAGAGGAUGUCCACUUCCCGGCCAGCCACGGAAAAGGCCAAGAACGAAGAGUACAUGAAGAAGCUGCACAUGCAGGAGCGGGCGGUGGAGGAGGUGAAGCUGGCCAUCAAGCCCUUCUACCAGAAGAGGGAGGUGACCAAGGACGAGUACAAGGACAUUCUCCGGAAGGCCGUGCAGAAGAUCUGCCACAGCAAGAGCGGAGAGAUCAACCCUGUGAAGGUGGGCAACCUGGUGAAGGCGUAUGUGGACAAGUACCGGCACAUGCGUAGGCAUCGGAGGCCGGAGGCUGGCGAGGAGCCUGCUGCCCAGGGCGCCGAGGGCUGAGGCUGCGGCCCUGGUCCCCAGCGGUGCUGUUGGGGAGUGGCAGCAGCAGAAAGCUCUGGGGACCCCCAGCACUGUUUUCAGGGUUCCUGUGAUCACACGUGGUCUGUGCCCGUCCUGCUCAGUUUAAACUGGACUUUUUUAUGUGUACAUUAUAGAUACACUGUUUCAUUGUGUUCUAAUUUAUCAAAAAUGGAUUAUCUUUAGAAACUUC